Haliotis rufescens (red abalone) is the source of this 7008-nucleotide messenger RNA. RefSeq lists its product as uncharacterized. The transcript has 12 exons. Bases 26 to 2080 code for a protein of 684 amino acids. The record is from RefSeq and is a predicted model, not a curated record. NCBI's taxonomy places the organism in Eukaryota, Metazoa, Mollusca, Gastropoda, Lepetellida, Haliotidae.
GAAAGGAAAGGAUUAGGGAGUCGUGAUGGCGCAAAACUCAAACAUUGCGCGUGUCGAUCAAGACAUGGAACUUCCAAAAUGGUGUCAAGCGUCGACGGAAGCUUCACUUCAAAGGUUUACACGAGGACAUGGUUCAAUGGUUAAUCUCCUUAACCUUCUGUCGGACCAUGCAAGCAUGGAGAAAAAGGUCAGCCAACUCUACGAAGAGUUUGAAACAAAGUGGAAGAAGAGAGCCCUUAUUGAAAUUGGUGGCACCAUAGCUGACGACGAGGUGAAUGUUGUAUUGAGAAUCUGGAUGGCCACUUACAAGGAAAAGCAAGAUCAGCAUAUCCAAUUAUUAAGCUCACUGACUGCCACAGAUGGCCCCAUUCGAAGCCUUCAGAAUUACAUCAACUCAGAAGAGGCCAAGGCUACAAGGGAGGCCACUCUAUCACUCUUUGAAAGGGCAAAGCAAAAGCAGGCUAUGCUGGAGAAGGACAUCAAACAGCUGAAGGGGAACUUCUUCCUGGCUAAGGACAAAGAGGUUGACUUCAAGCUGGAGCUGGACGCUGCACAGGACGACCAUGCCCGAUAUGGUGCUCUGGUGACUCGGUGGAAGCAGCUGCAGGCUGAUGGUGAAAGGGCCAGCACAUCCUACAGACAAAAACUGCAAGAGGAAAAAUCUACACGAACGACUUUCAUAGAAGAAAUGAAAAGAUUCCAGGAUGAAUCUAAUGCUCAUGAGAGAGCCCGCCUUCAGCAGCUGCAGCAUGUGAUGACUUCAGUCAUACAAAUCAGUAAAGCAGUAGAAAUCCACAGGGGAGAGAGACUGGGUCCAUUAUUUGAAGAUGGAAUCUCCCGCCUUGAGAAAUAUGACUUUGAGAGAGAAAUUGCCCUCUUCAAUCAGCUCAAUGUGUAUCAGCAUGAGUUCCCUGUGGAACAGCUGCACCCAUCUGAAGUGUUGGCCAAGAAGGAAACAGAGGAGAAAUCUCAUUUAGACUUUCCGCCAUCUCCAACAGCUCAAGCUGGCCCAUCUAUAGAGUUGGCCAAGAAGAAAACAGAGAAGAAAUCUCACUUAGACGUGGCGCCAUCUUUGGCAGCUAAAGCUGUCCCAUCUGUACAGUUUGCCAAGAAGGAAACAGAGGAGAAAUCUCACUUCGAUGCGGCGCCAUCUCCGGCAGCUGAAGCUGUCCCAUCUGUACAGUUUGCCAAGAAGAAAUCUUACUUAGAUGCGGCGCCAUCUCCGGCAGCUAAAGCUAACCAAUCUGUAAAGUUGGCCAAGAAGAAAACAGAGGAGAAAUCCCACAUAGAUACGGCGCCAUCUCCGGCAACUAAAGCUGUCCCAUCUGUAAAGUUGGCCGAUAAGAAAUCUCACUUAGAUGCGGCGCCAUCUCCGGCAACUAAAGCUGUCCCACCUGUAGAGUUGGCCAAGAAGAAAUCUCACUUAGAUGCGGCGCCAUCUCCGGCAACUAAAGCUGGCCCAUCUGUAAAGUUGUCCAAGAAGGAAACAGAGAAGAAAUCUCACUUAGAUGUGGCGCCAUCUCUGGCAGCUGAAGCUGGCCCAUCUGUAGAGUUGAAUGACAUUCAAGUACUGCCAGUCACAAAAGAGACAGCUGUGCCUGUACGACCCAUACUAAAGUCAGCGGGGCCAAGGACAAGACAACGAUCCCGUCAUGUGAGGUAUGCAGUCCCGAGACCAUCAGACUUCCGCACCAUCCCUGCAAGGCCGGGGCCCUACAACCCUGUGCGAAGGAGAAGCCACACAGUCAAGCCCAUUGUGGAGAAUACUGGCAGCAUCGCAUAUUUUGAUGAUCUCCUGAAACCAGUAGUGACCACAGCUAUUGGUAUCACACACAUUGCACAAGGCCAUACAGUCAAAGUGUACGCAGUCAAGGACAUCUUUGGUGUCUCAGUGAAUGACAUCACAUGCAAAGCAGGAUGUAAGAUUUACAUGACGCGACCUGCUUCCUCUGGCUCUGCCUUUGGAUACAUCAAGAAGGGCUGGCUGUUCAAGAGGAAGAUAUAUGGCUACUUCGAUGAACAGCUCGUCACCAUCCUCAAGAAGCCAGGCACUGAUAAAACCUCCAACUUAAUGUGUUAGAUACCAUGACCUGUCCACCCUCCCUACCGGACUUGGCUAUCAACUUAAUAAGGACUUCUGAGCUAUUUGUGAUACACUUUGAUAUUUGUUUUUUGUCACAUGGAUGUAGUGUUAACUGUUUUUGAGAAUUUUUUGCUUGAUCUGUGAUGUGAAUUUGAUAUUUUUGGGGAUGUAUUUUGUGGUAUGGAGUCAUAGAUGAUUUAUUGAAGUGUAUGGUUACCAUGUUACAAAUCCUUUUAUAAGGAUGCUUUUUACAAUGAGAUGAGAUGAAUCUGUUGUGUGAGGGAUGUUCACAUGGAAAUGUGAAAUGUGUGGGAUUUAUCUAUUGUUAAAUGUUUGAAUUAUGCAAAAUACCUGGAUGUAUGUGGGGGUCAACACAAGUGGGUCUGUUACCCUGCAAGGAAAUAGAUCAUUUGUAUAGAGAAAUGAGGGAAGCUCAGACCAAUCAGUGCUAAGAUUACAAUGCCCAAAACUGCAAUAUUUCUCACUUGAUAAUGUGUGUGAAACAUGUGCCCUAGGCUUGUGGUAGGUGCUCCACUCAUUGAUUCAAUGCCAGGCAACAUCAGUGCUCCCUAAAAGUUCUCCACUAAACCAUCGGCCCAAUGUAAUCGGGGAGGUAGAUACAGCACACAGGUCUCCACUAAACCAUUGGCCUAGUGUAAUCGGGGAGGUACAUAUAGCACACAGGUCUCCACUAAAUCAUCGGCCCAAUGUAAUCGGGGAGGUACAUAUAGCACACAGGUCUCCACUAAAUCAUCGGCCCAAUGUAAUCGGGGAGGUAGAUACAGCACACAGGUCUCCACUAAAUCAUCGGCCCAAUGUAAUCGGGGAGGUACAUAUAGCACACAGGUCUCCACUAAACAUCGGCCCUGUGUAAUCGGGGAAUCUUACUGCUAACAAUACUCAAAAUCGAUACUAAAAAUACUAAUAUCCUCUACUAACAAUAAUACUAAUACUAAUAUCCUACUACUUACAAUACUACCACUGAUAUCCUGCUACUAACAAUACUACUACUGAUAUCAUGCUACUAACAAUACUACUACUGAUAUCCUGCUACUAACAAUACUACUACUGAUAUCCUGCUACUAACAAUACUACCACUGAUAUCCUGCUACUAACAAUACUACUACUGAUAUCAUGCUACUAACAAUACUACUACUGAUAUCCUGCUACUAACAAUACUACUACUGAUAUCCUGCUACUAACAAUACUACUACUGAUAUCCUGCUACUAACAAUACUACUACUGAUAUCCUGCUACUAACAAUACUACUAAAACAUAUCGGGUCACUGUAUUCACAGGUGAUGGAGGGUUCGUAGAGAACACAUCUCUCCACUACACCGCCCUUCUACUAACAAUAAUGCUAUUACUAAUAUCCUGCUAUGAACAAAACUACUAACACAACUACUAAUAUCCAACAGUAAUAUAGGAUCGUAGGGUGCCACAUAUCGUCCCAUUGUAUUCAUAGGUGAUGGAGGGUCGUAGAGAACACAUCUCUCCACAACACACAUAUCGGGUCACUGUAUUCACAGGUGAUGGAGGGUCGUAGAGAACACAUCUCUCCACAACACACAUAUCGGGUCACUGUAUUCACAGGUGAUGGAGGGUCGUAGAGAACACAUCUCUCCACAACACACAUAUCGGGUCACUGUAUUCACAGGUGAUGGAGGGUCGUAGAGAACACAUCUCUCCACGACACACAUAUCGGGUCACUGUAUUCACAGGUGAUGGAGGGUCGUAGAGAACACAUCUCUCCACAACACACAUAUCGGGUCACUGUAUUCACAGGUGAUGGAGGGUCGUAGAGAACACAUCUCUCCACAACACACAUAUCGGGUCACUGUAUUCACAGGUGAUGGAGGGUCGUAGAGAACACAUCUCUCCACAACACACACAUUGGGUCACUGUAUUCACAGGUGAUGGAGGGUUGUAGAGAACACAUCUCUCCACAACACACAUAUCGGGUCACUGUAUUCACAGGUGAUGGAGGGUCGUAGAGAACACAUCUCUCCACAACACACAUAUCGGGUCACUGUAUUCACAGGUGAUGGAGGGUCGUAGAGAACACAUCUCUCCACUACACACAUAUCGGGUCACUGUAUUCACAGGUGAUGGAGGGUCGUAGAGAACACAUCUCUACACAACACAUAUCGGGUCACUGUAUUCACAGGUGAUGGAGGGUUGUAGAGAACACAUCUCUCCACAACACACAUAUCGGGUCACUGUAUUCACAGGUGAUGGAGGGUCGUAGAGAACACAUCUCUCCACAACACACACAUCGGGUCACUGUAUUCACAGGUGAUGGAGGGUCGUAGAGAACACAUCUCUCCACUACACACAUAUCGGGUCACUGUAUUCACAGGUGAUGGAGGGUCGUAGAGAACACAUCUCUCCACAACACACAUAUCGGGUCACUGUAUUCACAGGUGAUGGAGGGUCGUAGAGAACACAUCUCUCCACAACACACAUAUCGGGUCACUGUAUUCACAGGUGAUGGAGGGUCGUAGAGAACACAUCUCUCCACAACACACAUAUCGGGUCACUGUAUUCACAGGUGAUGGAGGGUCGUAGAGAACACAUCUCUCCACAACACACAUAUUGGGUCACUGUAUUCACAGGUGAUGGAGGGUCGUAGAGAACACAUCUCUCCCCAACACACAUAUUGGGUCACUGUAUUCACAGGUGAUGGAGGGUCAUAGAGAACACAUCUCUGCACAACACACAUAUCGGGUCACUGUAUUCACAGGUGAUGGAGGGUCGUAGAGAACACAUCUCACCACAACACACAUAUCGGGUCACUGUAUUCACAGGUGAUGGAGGGUCGUAGAGAACACAUCUCUCCACAACACACAUAUCGGGUCACUGUAUUCACAGGUGAUGGAGGGUCGUAGAGAACACAUCUCUCCACAACACACAUAUUGGGUCACUGUAUUCACAGGUGAUGGAGGGUCGUAGAGAACACAUCUCUCCACAACACACAUAUCGGGUCACUGUAUUCACAGGUGAUGGAGGGUUCGUAGAGAACAUAUCUCUCCACAACACACACAUCGGGUCACUGUAUUCACAGGUGAUGGAGGGUUGUAGAGAACACAUCUCUCCACAACACACACAUAUUGGGUCACUGUAUUCACAGGUGAUGGAGGGUCGUAGAGAACACAUCUCUCCACAACACACAUAUCGGGUCACUGUAUUCACAGGUGAUGGAUGGUCGUAGAGAACACAUCUCUCCACAACACACAUAUCGGGUCACUGUAUUCACAGGUGAUGGAGGGUCGUAGAGAACACAUCUCUCCACAACACACAAAUCGGGUCACUGUAUUCACAGGUGAUGGAGGGUCGUAGAGAACACAUCUCUCCACAACACACAUAUCGGGUCACUGUAUUCACAGGUGAUGGAGGGUCGUAGAGAACACAUCUCUCCACAACACACAUAUGGGGUCACUGUAUUCACAGGUGAUGGAGGGUCGUAGAGAACACAUCUCUCCACAACACACAUAUCGGGUCACUGUAUUCACAGGUGAUGGAGGGUUCGUAGAGAACACAUCUCUCCACAACACACACAUCGGGUCACUGUAUUCACAGGUGAUGGAGGGUUGUAGAGAACACAUCUCUUCACAACACACACAUAUUGGGUCACUGUAUUCACAGGUGAUGGAGGGUCGUAGAGAACACAUCUCUCCACAACACACAUAUCGGGUCACUGUAUUCACAGGUGAUGAAGGGUCGUAGAGAACACAUCUCUCCACAACACACAUAUCGGGUCACUGUAUUCACAGGUGAUGGAGGGUUCGUAGAGAACACAUCUCUCCACAACACACACAUCGGGUCACUGUAUUCACAGGUGAUGGAGGGUUGUAGAGAACACAUCUCUCCACAACACACACAUAUUGGGUCACUGUAUUCACAGGUGAUGGAGGGUCGUAGAGAACACAUCUCUCCACAACACACAUAUCGGGUCACUGUAUUCACAGGUGAUGGAGGGUCGUAGAGAACACAUCUCUCCACAACACAGACAUAUUGGGUCACUGUAUUCACAGAUGAUGGAGGGUCGUAGAGAACACAUCUCUCCACAACACACAUAUCGGGUGACUGUAUUCACAGGUGAUGGAGGGUCGUAGAGAACACAUCUCUCCACAACACACAUAUCGGGUCACUGUAUUCACAGGUGAUGGAGGGUCGUAGAGAACACAUCUCUCCACAACACACAUAUCGGGUCACUGUAUUCACAGGUGAUGGAGGGUCGUAGAGAACACAUCUCUCCACAACACACAUAUUGGGUCACUGUAUUCACAGGUGAUGGAGGGUCGUAGAGGACACAUCUCUCCACAACACACAUAUCUGGUCACUGUUUUCACAGGUGAUGGAGGGUCUUAGAGAACACAUCUCUCCACAACACACAUAUCUGGUCACUGUUUUCACAGGUGAUGGAGGGUCGUAGAGAACACAUCUCUCCACAACACACAUAUCGGGUCACUGUAUUCACAGGCGAUGGAGGGUUCGUAGAGAACAUAUCUCUCCACAACACACAUAUCGGGUCACUGUAUUUACAGAUGAUGGAGGGUCGUAGAGAACACAUCUCUCUCCAACACAUAUUGGGCCACUGUAUUCACAGGUGAUGGAGGGUGGUGUUACAGAUUCUUUACAUCCAGGGAUGGAUGAAUAUAUUCCUGAGUGCUAGAGGAAUGCUGAGUACCCAUUGACAUGAAGUAUUGAUGAUGCCUGGUUAACAGACUAAUAGUCAAGUAGCUCAGUAGUCAACAGUCUUUGCGUAUGGAAUAAUUUACAUCUAGACAUGGAUCGAUGAUUUCUUCCAACAAAAGGGGGCACGGGUGGCCCAGUCGUCUGAGUCGCCGCCAUUCGCUGUGCAGAGUUGCGUCCCUUGGGCACGCCAGAAACCUAUGAUUGUGCGUUCGAAUCCCGGUUUGCCC